Messenger RNA from Letharia columbiana, 687 nucleotides. RefSeq lists its product as uncharacterized. The coding region runs from base 1 to 687 and encodes 228 amino acids. Lineage: Eukaryota; Fungi; Ascomycota; Lecanoromycetes; Lecanorales; Parmeliaceae. The transcript has 5 exons. The record is from RefSeq and is a predicted model, not a curated record.
AUGUCGAGAUCUUUCGAUGUUGAGAGGGAAGAGAUUCCUGAGGUGUGGAAGGGGGAAUCGAGGGUAAAGCUGUUGGAGAGGAUGGAGAAGGUCGCGCUUGAGUAUGCGGAAUUACUGCUCAAAGCCCAAAAGCUCAAGGCAAUGGAUAGGCCGUCGAAUCGAGACUAUCGGAGCGUCUUACACUUCAUGGAGAAUGAUGGAGGUCAGCUUUUUGAAGAGGAUAUGGGAUUUAUAUAUGAGAAAGAAGAUCUAAUUACUUUGAGACCGGGCAGGGAGUAUGCUUGGCUCGAUGGACUGCUUGAGCGGACGUUGAAGGUGCUGCGGUGUAGGCUUAUCAAGUUUUUCUUCUGCCCUAAAGAGACAAGAGACAAGACCGACGACAAAGAUAUCCACUACUACGACCGCGAUAGAAUCUCGACUUGCGUGACGAUGAUGAUCACCACCAUAGUCUUGGCUCUCCUCGUGGUGCCGAUUUGGCUCCUCUACAGAUUCUCCAUUCAGGGAACAAUUGCCACAAGUCCGGAUACUAUCGGCGUAGUCCUUGUCUUUACCCUUGUGUUCUCUGCUGCCCUCACGUGCUUCACGAAGGCGAAACGGCAUGAGAUCGUGGCCGCAUCCGCAGGUUAUUGCGCCGUGUUGGUCGUAUUCUUGGGCAACGUGAACAACGUGGGUAGUGUGCCUCGCUAG